Molecule: messenger RNA, 4908 nt
Organism: Toxoplasma gondii ME49
Lineage: Eukaryota; Apicomplexa; Conoidasida; Eucoccidiorida; Sarcocystidae
Product: CBF/Mak21 family protein
Exons: 10
Coding region: 504-4583 (1359 amino acids)
Cellular component (GO): nucleus
Source: RefSeq, a predicted model, not a curated record
CUUAUUUUCCUUUUUCUUCUUUUCUCCCAUCGCUUCCCUGCUGCUCUUCUCUCCCGUUUGUCCGUGGCGUUCCCUUUUUUUCGUCCAAUUAUUUUUCUUCCUUCUUUUGUCUCCGUUUUUAUCAUCCUUUUCUCGUUUUCUCCGUCCCGUUUCCGCCAGCGUCGGUGGCUCUCUUCGACGUUCCGCGAGACCUUCUCGCUCUGAACAGAGAAGACGAAGGAAGACCUGCAAUGCAGAGGGCGACGAACUCGAUAACCGCGUCGACAGAGGAGGGAUGAGCUCCCUUUCCGUCGAAAGCAGAGAGUUGGCGUUUCUCCAACUCUGAAACGUCGCGGCACUACCUCACUCUCACCUCCCAGAGUCUCUCGAUCUUCGAGAAUCUUUCCAUCUUUUUUUAAAGUCUCUGCAUCUUUUAGACUCUCUCAGGACCUUAUCGUUCGUUCGAAUCCUCCUCGCCUUUCCAGCAGCUUCCUCUCGUCCAGGUUCUCCAACUGUCAGACAAGAUGGCGGGGACCUCGCCACAUCGGGGAGGACACCCUGGCGCUUCCGCCGCUUCUUCGCAGCGCGGCCGCGGAUCUUUCUCAUCCACGCGGGGACGCGGUCGAGGCACCAUUCCUUCGUCGACUUCUCGAAACUCGACCUCGCGAUCCGGCGGCAGUCGGGGGAGGCACUGUUCUUCUUUUUCGCGCGGCGUCUCCCACAGGGGUCGCGCCGCAUGCGUCGGAGGGCGAGGAGGCAACUCCUCCUCUUCGCCUUGCUCUCGGAGGCGGCCGAACGCUGCUUCUGCUUCCUUUUGUCCUUCCCCGUCUGCUCCGUGUGUCGCCUCCGAGGCUGAGGGCGCUGAAGCCUUCGCAACGGCGGCGCCAGCGUCUCCCGGCCUCGAGUCCUCUGUCUCCGCCGCGCCUGUCGCUGCGUUCUCCUCGCCGGAGGCCGAGGCGCUUCUCCGACAGUGCAGGCCGCUCUCUUGGCUCUCGAAAUGGGAUCGGCUCCCCUGGUUUGCGGCGCUGAAGAAGGUGGAGAGCGAGGUGUUGGUUCUCCCCCUCGCGCCGGCAGCUGCGGGGGGUUCUGAGCCUUCCUCGGAGAAAGACGAGGAAGCGAGAGAAGCGUUUUUCGCGUACUUUUUCUUGCUCGGAGAACGGCUGCUGCUCCAGCUCUCUGAGGAGUACGAAGCGCUUCUCUCCGAAGACUCCGAGCAACGAUGGUUCCUGCAGCUGGCGAGAGAGCCCGUAGCUGCGUCGGCGACCGCUGCUCGGGUAGUCCGCGCCGGAAAGAAGGAGCAGCGCAGGAGACGAGACGCCGCCGAGGACGCCUUCGCCGGAACCGAGUUCGCGGCCGAGCCGACGAAAGGAACUCGCGGAGACGCGCUCUCUGCGUUGUCGCUCUUGAUCCAGCAACAGCCGCUCUGCGCUUGCAAGUGGCUCCACAAACUCCUGUACAUGAUCUCUGGGAAGAAGGAGGCCGUAGGCGGCCGGCGCACCUGGGGCAGGAACUGCCAAAGUGCCGUCGAAGCGGCCUUCUCUCUUUUCGAUGGACCUUCGAUUCUGCCGGCGUUCCGCAAGUUGCGCUACCUCGCGCAGCAGCCGCAGUACUUGAGAGACCGUGUCUGGGCGUUCUGGGGACGCAGUGGAGACCGCGCGCAGCCGACGCCAGUCGCAGAGAAGCCGACCGAUAAAAAGAAGAAGGAGAAGAAGGCACAGGAAGGAGAAGGCGACGAGCCGAGGGAAGUCGCUCUCCUCCAACUCGCAAUGCUGUGGAGACUCGAGGCGGAGUUCAAAGUCAUCUAUGCGAACUUCGUUCAGCUUCUCGCCGACGGCGUCUCGGACUCUGUGCUUCACUUCGCAAGAAGAUCUCUGCGGCUCGCCUGGAGCUUACUCAUGCGUAAAAAGGAGGAGGAGCAGAAGCUUCUGUCUCUCCUCGUUCGCUCGCUCGGAUCUCGCGAAACUCAAGUCGCCUCUUCUGCGUCGCACCUCCUGGCGCAGCUGCUUGUGCGUCACGCGCCGAUGAAGCAGGUCGUCGUCAUGUUCGUAGGGAAUUUCCUCCUGGCGAAUUUGCAUGAGGCCCUCAGCCGGGCGGCAGCCGCUGCGGAGAAAACCUGGGACGCAGUGCGUCUCGCGUCUUCUGCGCAGACGCGGAAGAAAGAGAAGCGGCGAAGGCGAAGGCUGCUCGAGCGCGGCCUCGACGCUGAAGGCGAGACUGGGGCCGGCUUAGGAACGACGACGAAGGAGAAGGAGAAGAAGGAGAAGGCGAACAACAAACGCGUCGAACUUUUGGGUCGACUGGUGACCCGACUGCUCCGCAGUGGCUGUCAGUGGCCGCAAACUCGAGCGAAAACGCGCGACAACGUUGCAAGACAAGAGCGACACCCGGCCGCCGAAGCCGAGGAAGAUCGACGGGAAGAAGCGGAGGAAGAACAAGAGGGAGAUCCACAGAGACAGACAGGAACGGCGUUUGCGAACCUAAUGAUUAGAGGAAAGACAAAGCGCAUGCGACCUCUUCCCGCAAUAGAAGUGAAGAGUCUGCAGAUGCAGAUUUUGACACUUCUGAUGCCCGCGAAACUUCCAGACUUCCUGCAAGGUGUCUACCGCGCUGUUCUCUUCUUCUCCGAGUUGCAGUUUCACAAAGACACCGACGGGGAAGUCGCUGCGCAUGUCACUCGCGUCUACCUCCAAGUGUUUACGCAGCUUCACCGUUUCCCGGCAUCGCUGCGCGCCCGCUUGUCUAGAACGAGGCCGACCUCCGCCAAAGACUCCGCUGCGAUUCCUUGCCCUUCUGUGCCUCCGCUAUACACUCUUGCGUCACUCAACAGACUCACUCGCGCCCUGCUUAACGGCAUGCACCGCGCUCUGCCGUACCUCCCCGUGGAGUCGUUUUCUUCACCCUUGUCUGCGGCUUUGCGCGAAACGAAGGAACCUCAAAAGAUCGACGCGGGAAGCACACCGUCGCCAACAGACGACGCAGCGGAGAUGCUCGAGACCCUCUUCGCUCUCGCACACACACUGCCGUCCAUGGCGUCCAGAAUCGUCGUUCUCCGCCUCCUCCACCGGUUAACAGAAACUGCAAACGGAGCUUCCGACCGGCUUAGCCGCGUCGUGUACGAACACCUGAAUGAUCCGUCGGUUUUCGCGGCCUCGAAUCGCUCUGCUCUUCUUUCUCUAGUCUGCUCCUUGGUCCUUCCCGACUCGCCGCUGUCCUUGAAGGACUCGCUGUCUCUCGCUCGAACUGUCGCUGUCUGCAAGCGCGUCCUCCAAGUCUCUCUGGCGCAUGCAGAUCUCCCAGGUGUCACUGCAGCUGCCGCCGUUAUCGCCUCCCUCCUGGUCGCGCGCGCAAAACGCGCAACCAAAACUGGCAAAAAAGGCCUCUCUGCGAAGAAAAGUCGCGUCGAACAGCUCCUCUCGGAGACCGAAGACAACCUGAUAACUGAUGAGAACUCUAACGCUCUCGCACUGGCAGAUGAAAACGCAAAAGAGAAAGGCAAGAAUAACAAGAAUCGUCGAGACGAAGCAGAUUCAAGCGACCUCGCCUCCACAUCCCCCUGCGUCUACGACCCAACCAAGCGUGACCCUCGAUACAGCCGGGCGAGUCAAAGCCGGCUGUGGGAACUGGCUGCGGCGAGCGCGUUUUACCACCCAGCUGUCUCUGCACUCGCCUGCUCAACCAUCGACGCAUGCAGUUCCCUGCCCCGGGGAACGACGGUCUCAUCAGAUUCGCAGGAGAGACCGAGGAAGCGGCCGAAGGUGGACCUGGCUUUCGACGAAGACAGCGUGGUGGCGCUGUCGACGACCCUCACGCAUAGUCGCGUCCUCGACCUCCUCGCGUAUAAGCCGAGGGCGGAGUGGGGCCGCGAAGCCGAGAAGGGCAGAGAGAAGAAGCAGGGAGAGGCUGAGAUGCAGCGAGCGAAGUCGCCAUUCGCGUUAGGGAGAGCCGCCGCGUUCCCCCUCGACAGCGCGCGACACUGGGUAGCCAGAGGAGAGAAGAUCCCCCCCCAGGAGGAGUUCAUGUCCUUGUAUUUCCAGGAUCCCUUCAUUGCUGAAAGUGAAAAACUCCGACAGAAAAAGAGAAAGUUGGGCGACCGUACUUCGGACGAGGGCAGCGACGAGGAGCGCGUCGACGAGAGCGAUGAAGAGAAGCAAGACCAGCUUCUCAGCGACGAAGAGGUGGACAAUUUCCUUACGGAACAACUUGCCGCCCAGUUCGGCGCGGACGCACCUUCCGACGAAGAAGACUUCGAGGAUGACGGAUUCGGAGAUCUCGAAGACGAAGUGGACGGUGAAGAUGGAGAAGCGAAAGACGAAGCUGAAGAAGACGACGUCGAAGGAGACGAAGAAGUUGACUGGGAUGCGCUUUCAUCUGGCGAUGAAGAAAUGGAAGAUGCCAUUUUUGGAGGAGACGAGGGAGAUGUUGAAGAGGAAAGUGAUAGAGGUGGCAGCCGAACAACAGGAGGAAAACGGAAGUCUUCUGCCAAUGGACUGCGCGCCGCUCAUCUGGAGCGUCUCCGUGCGCAUGUGAAAAAGCACUCGAAGCUGGGAGAGCCGGGAGGGAGUUUUGUGUCCGCCGAAGGUCUCGAAGAUCUCUUGAAAGGAUAAUUUCGGAAACAGGGAGUCUUUCUGUCCAGGAAAGAGGCUCGAGUCUGUAGCCCGUUCAGCGUCCUUCUCAGAUCUCGGUUUCUCUCUUUCGCUGCUCGUCCCCGCGUUCUGUCCUCACGUGUACGCGCUUCGCUUCGCAGCCUUCUCCUUCUGCGUCUUGGAUUAUUCACCGGCCUUCAACGUCUUGGUUUCCUCUCCUUUGUGGUGCCGCGGUGGCCGUGAACUGACCUGGUGCAAAAACUCGGCUGUGGCUGCGACAGGUGGCUCUGCGCCGCGCCAGCUCCGUGCAAGUGACCAAACCUUUCUCGCAUUAAACGCAUCCACA